AAAAGGCCGGCCCUGAGCGCAGGGUGGCAUAUCCUGGCUGAGGAUCCGCAGAGAGCGAGAGCUGCAGCCGCAGAACAACAGGACCCGUCAGCGUCCUCCCUCGAGAGAGACCAAGAGGAUCAGAUCAGAGCCAAGCGCCGCAACUGCCUCCUUUUCUCCAUAGACCUUCAGACGCCGCUUCAGCGUCCUCUCCAGUCCCAGAAAAGAGGAAGGGAAGGAGUCUUCCAGGAAUCAUGUCUGCUCCCAAGGGAACGGCCAUCGGCAUCGACCUGGGCACCACCUACUCCUGUGUGGGUGUCUUCCAGCAUGGCAAGGUGGAGAUCAUCGCCAAUGACCAGGGCAACCGUACCACCCCCAGCUAUGUGGCUUUUACGGACACUGAGAGGCUUAUUGGGGAUGCUGCCAAGAACCAGGUGGCCAUGAACCCCCAGAACACCGUCUUUGAUGCCAAGCGGCUGAUCGGCCGCAAGUUCUCUGAACAGGUGGUUCAGUCAGAUAUGAGGCAUUGGCCCUUCCAGGUGGUGAGUGAGGCUGGGAAGCCCAAGGUGCGGGUGUCCUACAAAGGGGAAAACAAGUCCUUCUACCCAGAGGAAAUCUCCUCCAUGGUGCUGAGCAAGAUGAAGGAGACUGCUGAAGCCUACCUGGGCCACCCCGUCAGCAACGCAGUCAUCACUGUGCCAGCCUACUUCAACGAUUCCCAGCGUCAGGCCACCAAGGAUGCUGGGGUCAUAGCGGGCCUCAACGUGCUGAGGAUUAUCAAUGAGCCCACAGCAGCAGCCAUUGCCUAUGGCCUGGACAGGUCUGGCAGGGGGGAGCGGAAUGUGCUCAUCUUCGACCUGGGUGGUGGUACCUUUGAUGUCUCCAUCCUCACCAUCGAUAAUGGCAUUUUUGAGGUAAAAGCCACAGCAGGAGACACCCAUCUGGGUGGGGAGGACUUUGACAAUCGCCUGGUGAACCACUUUGUGGAAGAGUUUAAGCGGAAAUACAAAAAGGACAUAAGCCAGAACAAGAGGGCCGUGAGGAGGCUGCGGACAGCUUGUGAACGCGCAAAGCGGACCCUCUCAUCCAGCACCCAGGCUAACCUGGAGAUUGAUUCUUUGUAUGAGGGUACGGACUUUUAUACCACUAUUACUAGGGCUCGAUUUGAGGAGCUGUGCUCAGACCUCUUCCGGGGAACCCUAGAGCCAGUGGAGAAGGCGCUUCGGGAUGCCAAGAUGGACAAGACCCAGAUCCAUGACAUCGUUUUGGUUGGGGGCUCCACCCGAAUCCCUAAAGUCCAGAAACUGCUUCAGGACUUCUUCAAUGGCAAAGAGCUCAACAAGAGCAUUAACCCUGAUGAAGCUGUGGCCUAUGGGGCAGCAGUACAGGCAGCUGUGUUGAUGGGAGACAAGUCAGAAAAGGUACAGGAUCUCUUGCUCCUGGAUGUGACCCCCCUGUCCCUGGGUCUCGAGACAGCAGGUGGGGUGAUGACAACUCUGAUCAAGAGGAACUCCACCAUCCCCACCAAGCAGACGCAGACCUUCACCACCUACUCAGACAACCAGCCGGGUGUCCUGAUCCAAGUGUACGAAGGGGAGCGAGCCAUGACUCGGGACAACAACCUGCUGGGACGCUUUGAGCUGUCAGGCAUUCCGCCUGCGCCCCGUGGGGUCCCCCAGGUCGAGGUCACCUUUGACAUCGAUGCCAAUGGCAUCUUGAACGUCUCCGCCACAGACAAGAGCACAGGCAAGGCCAACAAGAUUACCAUCACCAAUGACAAGGGCCGGCUGAGCAAGGAGGAGGUGGAGAGGAUGGUGCAGGAUGCUGAGAAGUACAAGGCUGAAGAUGAGGCUCAGCGUGAAAGGGUGACGGCUAAGAAUUCUCUAGAGUCUUAUGCCUUCCACGUGAAGAGUGCUAUGCAAGAGGAUGGCCUUCAGGACAAGAUCAAGGAGGAAGACAAGAGAAAGGUGCUGGGAAAGUGCCAGGAAGUCCUCUCCUGGUUGGAGGUGAACCAACUGGCAGAGAAGGAUGAGUAUGAACACCAGAAGAAGGAACUAGAGCGAGUGUGUCACCCCAUCAUUUCCCAGCUGUACCUGGCACCAGGUUCACAGGGAGGGAACAGCUGUGGGGCCCAGGCCCGCCAUUCAAAUCCCACCCCUGGACCCACCAUUGAAGAGGUGGAUUAAAUAAAUGACUUUUGCUAGCAAGGAAACUGUAAGCUAAUGAACAACAGGUGCAAAUAGUACUUAUGUCUCUAGUAAGCCCCAGGACUUGCUCUUUCCCCCACUGCUAUCACGGGGGAGCCCCACUCCCUGAGGGUCAGUGAUUUUUUUUCUUUACUUCCAACUCUUCUUUUCUAGUUAGGACAAGCAAAAUAUUGUCUAUUUAGGUCUUUAUUUAACUGCUGUAAUGUAUAUUUUCUUAUUUGUCUGUUUGAAUAAUUUAUUAGAAAAAUGAUUAUA
Vombatus ursinus (common wombat) is the source of this 2441-nucleotide messenger RNA. Its product is annotated as heat shock 70 kDa protein 1B. The record is from RefSeq and is a predicted model, not a curated record. Gene Ontology annotation, biological process: cellular response to unfolded protein; protein refolding. Gene Ontology annotation, molecular function: ATP hydrolysis activity; ATP binding; misfolded protein binding. Bases 234 to 2165 code for a protein of 643 amino acids. Lineage: Eukaryota; Metazoa; Chordata; Mammalia; Diprotodontia; Vombatidae. Gene Ontology annotation, cellular component: blood microparticle; cytoplasm; vesicle. The transcript has a single exon.